UAUAGUACGUCCCGCAUGCGUAGUCAGACAUUUCCGUGUGCCCGGAAAACGUGAGCAUCGUAAUGCUGUCCACUACUCUCCAUCGAAUUUUGGUUUCUGUGCACAAUAGUUCAGUAUAUCCAUGUAGAGGACGGUCAACAUGGAGAAUAUGGAAUCUCGCCAAUAAAACUGCUGAGGAUUCAGAAAAGAAAGAAGAUGAGACACAAAAGUGGAAAGUCCCCUUGAUACAGGACAAAGAAGAAGCCAAGAAAAGGGCUAAAAAUUUUAUACAUGAUGGAAUAAGCACACAUAACAUGUUUCAGUCUCUGCAAGGAAAAAGUUCAACAUCAACAAACAGAGGCUAUUCUCCACCAAAAAAUGUCAGAGAAAGACUGGAGACUUUGGUGAAAGAAGUAUAUGGGGAUUCCUCUGAUUGGACAGAAAAGCCACUCACAGACCCAUUGCUUAAAUUCAAGGUGUUGACAAAGUGUGAAGAAGAAUUCGGACAUACCAUCUCAAACACAAGUCUGCAUGAUAUGAAUACAGGGGCAGAUGUCCUCGAUUUUUUUCUUACUCCUGUCAGAGACACUACUGCUUAUGAGGACUUGGCCAAACUGGAUCUGCCAAGGAAUCUCCAUAUUCAACUAGAACCGAAACGAUUUCAUCCAGAGACUGACACAAAAUUUGGAGGCAUAUCUGCUUUUCCUGGAAGAGACACUAUUGUUACUAGCAUUAAAUACAGGAAGAAGUAUAAAGGAUAUAAAUGGAAGCCAAAGCAACCAUAUUUUUACACACCUUAGCAGCCUGGCCUUAGUUGACGAAAAUUACACAAAUAAGUUAAAACUCAUCAUUGUUCAUAGUACAUGCUGUAUAUAGCAUGUAGAUCAUUGACAUUGAAACUGAGCACUGGAAUCAUAAACAGUAAACUUAACUUUGA
Molecule: messenger RNA, 916 nt
Organism: Lingula anatina
Lineage: Eukaryota; Metazoa; Brachiopoda; Lingulata; Lingulida; Lingulidae
Cellular component (GO): mitochondrial large ribosomal subunit; mitochondrion
Source: RefSeq, a predicted model, not a curated record